This is a messenger RNA of Lathyrus sativus (Indian pea), 1230 nucleotides long. NCBI's taxonomy places the organism in Eukaryota, Viridiplantae, Streptophyta, Magnoliopsida, Fabales, Fabaceae. The record is from the annotation of a GenBank genome assembly.
AUGGAGCCUGUAAUCGAUCAGUUCAAAGCUUUUGCUAAAUCCGGUCAUGACUUUUUCGACGGCGCGUUCCGUCGCCGUAAUCCGUUUGAAAUCCUCAAACGUUUACAAAGAGAAGCUUUCUCAGAUCUUAUGAAACUCAGAGACAGACAAGAAAAGGUUGAGAGGAUGCUUUCGUUUUAUAAAUCAUCAAAAGGAGGUCCUUUUAAGGAAUCCAGUACCCAUGUAAGAGGACAGAUGGAUUUCACCGGAGCUUUAUUAGUCAUUGGUGACUUUAAUCAGCAGAACUUAGAUAUCAUAAACAGGGCCGGAAUAAAAACUGGCAUUGAUUCAAGGUUUGUUUUUGAAACCACCAUUGGUAAAGACAAUGCUCUUGCUGCAGAGUUUGUGGCCAUUCGGAAAGGAAAAGAACAUCAUGGCAAUGCCUUUGAAAUGCCACUUUCUCUAGCGAAACUAAGCUAUACAACAAAUGUCAAUGAUUGGUUUUCUCUUACGGCUGUACCAGUGGGAGCCCAAUGCAGAGAUGUUGCAGUUGGUUCAAAUUCUUUUGAUCAGUCAGGAAAAGGUCUCACAGAUUUCUCUUCUUUUGGACCGCCUCUUCUGAAUCUACGCAAUGGUAGUGCCAUUGGCAUAGCUGCGAGAAAGUCAUGUUUUAUCGCUUCAUUAGCUCAAUUUGUAUCUGGACUGGGAAUACCUUUUGAUUCUAAUACAAUGGAAAAUAGUUACAGCACAUUCGUACAACUUGCGUGUCAAUUUCCUAGAGGAACAAAGCUAUCUGUUCUUGGUAAUCACCAACUUCCUUUUGUAUCAAAGCAGCUUAGAAAAUUUGGAGCUUUUACAAUCCCAUUAGUCUUGUCCAACCAACAAGAAGCAUCCGAGACAGAACCUGAAGCAUCGCCAUACAUAGGAACAAGGGCAGAGCUCUCAGGUGGCUCUACUGCUAUAAUGCUGGAAUCUGAACUUGAUGGCUUUACAAAACUCGGAGGUUGGGUUGAGAUGAACGCACUAAAUCCCAAAUCUGCACAAUGGGGGGUAACACUAUCAGAUGUUUCUGAAGAUUCAUUUGGCUGGGGAAUGAGUCUUGGCGGAAUAGGUGCCGAUCAUUUUCAGGCUGAAUCCUAUCUGAAAUUCAACAUGGGUGAUAAGUUUUGCUUGAAGCCGGGUCUUGCAUUCGCAACCGAUGGAAAUUCCACAAUAGGUGCUUUAAUGCUCCGGUCUAAUUGGUCCUUAUGA